ACAAGCGGCAGCUUGGCGUCGUUUAUGUUUUGUGUUGUUUGUUAUAAUUAUUAUUUUACUGUAGUUGUAGCAAAAUGAAAUAAGUUACACUGUAAUCUGUAAGUUAUAAAGAUAAACAAUGGAAGCUGAAGUAGUAUCUUCUUUUUUCUCAAAUCACAACGAAAUUCAGGCAUCCAAGGAUAUAGGCGACGAGUUCCUAGAACUCAUUGGUGAUUUAAAUUUCUCCUUGGAACAACUCAAACUGCCGCGAUCUGUAGAAUGCAUUUACAAUCCUACGUUAUAUGCGCGGGAAACUUUUGAAAUGUAUAUCAAAAAGUUUUGUACCACGAAAAAGGAUAUAAUGUAUUUCGGAAUGAACCCUGGACCAUGGGGCAUGUCACAGACUGGAGUGCCAUUUGGAGAAAUCAGUUCAGUCAGAGACUGGCUAGGUAUUCACGGGCCAGUCAAUAAACCUGACAACGAAAUUAAAGAUCGCCCAGUACAAGGUUUUGAGUGUACUAGGACUGAGGUAAGCGGGAAAAGAUUUUGGGGACUAUUCAAGGAAGUCUGUGGUACUCCGGAGAACUUUUUUAGAACCAGUUUUGUCUACAAUUACCUGCCCCAGCAAUGGAUGAAGAAUAAUGGUUGCAAUCUCACUCCUGGCGAUUUUAGGAUUUCAGAAAUGCAAGCCCUAUUUGAUAUCUGUGAUCCUAUCUUCAUUAAAGUCCUGGAACUGUAUGAUGUAAAAACUAUUGUGGCCAUCGGAAAGUUUUGUGAAACAAGAGCCCAGAAAGCUUUGAAGAUGCACAUUCCACAUAAAACCUAUCAGAUACUUUACAUUCCACAUCCAAGCCCCAGAGCUGUGAACAACAAUGACUGGGACAAAAAAGCUGUAGAAUACUUGAAGAAUCUAAAUCUAAUGCAAUAUUACACAUGAAGAAUUAACAUGUAGUUCCCAAACUGAACGAAAUCAGGUCACAAAGGUGUUACUAAUUUCAAAAAUGAUUGUGAUUUUAUUUUAUAAGAAACUCUUUAUGAAUAAGAAUUAUUAAUUAUAGUUAAUUAAUAAUUAGUAUUAGAAUUAUAUGUUCUAUAAGAGAGUAUUAUUUGAAGUAUGUUUCCAUCAUUAUGUUUAUGAUUUGAUUAAGUGUUUAGAAAUGUUUAAGUACCUACAUUUGCCAUUUUGUGAAAUGUGAUCUCAUUUACUACUUUGUAAGAUUAAAAUCUCUAAAAAAUAA
Cydia splendana is the source of this 1217-nucleotide messenger RNA. RefSeq names its product single-strand selective monofunctional uracil DNA glycosylase (gene Smug). Gene Ontology annotation, molecular function: oxidized pyrimidine nucleobase lesion DNA N-glycosylase activity; single-strand selective uracil DNA N-glycosylase activity. NCBI's taxonomy places the organism in Eukaryota, Metazoa, Arthropoda, Insecta, Lepidoptera, Tortricidae. The coding region runs from base 119 to 916 and encodes 265 amino acids. The record is from RefSeq and is a predicted model, not a curated record. The transcript is spliced from 5 exons. Gene Ontology annotation, biological process: base-excision repair.